Messenger RNA from Coniophora puteana RWD-64-598 SS2, 2259 nucleotides. RefSeq names its product HlyIII-domain-containing protein. Gene Ontology annotation, cellular component: membrane. Gene Ontology annotation, molecular function: signaling receptor activity. Lineage: Eukaryota; Fungi; Basidiomycota; Agaricomycetes; Boletales; Coniophoraceae. The record is from RefSeq and is a predicted model, not a curated record. The transcript is spliced from 6 exons. Bases 81 to 1673 code for a protein of 530 amino acids.
CUUAUUUAUGCUCCCACUAUAGAAUUGCUACCUCCCUACUGCUUACUCCUCGUUCCCGGGCCCUCCACAAUCUCUCCCCAAUGUCGACCUCGAUAAAAUUAGACUCUCCAGAACACUUCCGCGCUCGCAGGCGCCGCCGGGGAUUUUCAACUAACGAUGCUGCCCGCACGAAUGUGUCCUCCCUGUGCCAGCGGUUACCCCACUCUCUCGAGGCACUCGACCUUUCAUCUGCAUCUGCCAAAGAAACCCUCGCAACCCUGCGAUUGCUCAUCCUUUCAUAUCUCGCUGACGUUGAAGCACGCCUAAAGAGCAUUGAACCACCAACGCCAGGAGGCCUGAGCGAGUCGCUCAAGGCAAAGGGCGAGCUGAAGGCAGAGGAGGCCCGCGUCUGGGUGAACGAUACCCUCGAGAUGCUGCACAGCAUCCGCUCAGACGUCCACUCCCAUCUCCCCGAGCUCCAUUUCUCCGACCUCUCUGUUGAAUCUCUCAAGGCUCAUCUACCCGACGUCCGCUCCCACUUCCCCGCCAUGACCUUCUCCGACAUUUUCGCCCUCCUCGAGGAUGCCCGCCACCGCUUCUCCGACCUCGACAUUUCAACAUUCAAAUCCCCCACCUCCUAUCUCCCCACACUCUCUGACCGCCUUCACUCGCUGCAGUCGCACCUGCGCUCGGUCGAUUUGAAAUCUGGCGAGCUCUCAAUAAACACCGGCCACCGCAUCUCAGAGAUAUUUGAUGCCAUCAUGUCGUCGGAACUGGUUACUGAGCUUUCGGACGACGUCACCGAAGCAGAAGGCAUGAUUGAGCGUGCCGCAAGGGACGUCGGGCUGGCGGUGAAGCGCUCUCUUGAGGGCGCGAAGCUCAUUACGUACAUGGACCUCCCUCCACAAUGGCGAAACAAUCCUUUUGUCACCGGCGGCUAUCGCUUUAUACCCAUAGAAAGGUGGCCGCUGAUCGUGCUUUCUCUGUUUGAAAUACACAACGAAACUCUCAAUAUACAUACUCACCUUGUCCCGCUAUUACUCUGGGUCCUUAAUGUCGUCCCUAUAUUCAAUGCGACCUCAGUUCAAGAUAUUCCGGAAGUCGCAUUCAUCUCAUUUGCCCUCCUGUGCCUAUCCAGCAGUGUCCUCUGGCAUACCAUGGCUGGAUGCGCGCAUUUCCGUGGCAUGGAGCUCUGCGCGCGCAUCGACUACGUUGGCAUCGGAUGGCUUAUCAGUGCAUCGGUCGGCACGGUCGUGCACUACGGCUUCCAGUGCAACCCCGACGUCGGGCGCUUCUUCCUGCUCUGUUGUCUUGCCACAGGCGUCGCCGGAAACGUCUGCCCAUUCUUCCAAUGGUUCGACGAUCCCGCGUACAAGUCCUGGCGCAUCCUUUUCUUCCUCUGCAUGGGCUUCACCGCUAUCGGACCGCUCGCGGCGCUUGCGUACCUGCACUCGUAUCAGGAGGUCAUGGCAUUUGCUGCGCCUGUCCGGCCAUCAAUUGUGUCAUACCUCGUCGGUCUCGUGUUUUACGCAUCGCAUAUCCCUGAGCGGUUUCUCUCGGCGCGCUACGCAAAGUGGCUCGACUGGUGCGGCGGCGGCUCGCACGCGAUCUGGCAUGCGUUUGUCGUUCUUGCGAUCAGCCAGCACCGCGUUGCCAUCGGCGCGAUGCGCAGCGGUAUCCAGUGUCCCGCAUGAGCUCGGUGCGCUCAUUGGUUAUCACCACGAGUUUCUUCUAGAGGGCAGGUCCUGGUUCUUGCAGCAUUUGAUUUGGGCUGCUUUCAUCAUCUACAUCGUACAUACUGUUACUUAUUUGCUCAAUUUGGAGCUUCCAUCUCACCGGGACAUUCACUCAUUACACGGUAUCUCACAUGGUUUUUGUUGUCGGCAUUGCAUGGGCACAUUGUACAUAUCUGCAUUGCCAUCAUCAUCGUGGUUCAUUGGCGCCCUCGAUCACUUCUUCUCGUCGCAUAGUUUUGCUGUCGUAUUUAUGAUACAGAUAAAUUGGAUGCAAUCCUAGGGGUUGAUUCUACAAUUCAAAAUGGGAAGACAUGCUUUGGGUAUGUGUGACAAACGCGAAUUGGACAUAGGUAACCAAGAGACAAUAGGCUAAAUGAGCUUCGCUUCGCGUUUGGCUUGUUGUACCUGGGCAAGACGGUGGUUCCGCAACGUUGUAGAUGAACUUUGCGUCCCUUUCUUCGCGGUACCCGUUCCCCCUGGAGGUGCCACUGUUGACUGUGAAAGCGCGAUACGUGUGUCGUCCGACGCAAAACCGGGGAUACGU